This is a messenger RNA of Lactuca sativa (garden lettuce), 1106 nucleotides long. Its product is annotated as putative F-box/LRR-repeat protein 23. Gene Ontology annotation, molecular function: protein binding. The record is from RefSeq and is a predicted model, not a curated record. NCBI's taxonomy places the organism in Eukaryota, Viridiplantae, Streptophyta, Magnoliopsida, Asterales, Asteraceae.
CCUGCAAGUUUUUUAUCUGAGAGGACUGUAUAUGUAGAACACACAAAAGUCCAGGGACAAUAUUUAUGAUUCAGUCUUCUCCAAUUAAAAAAACAGUUUUUGCCUUUUUGGUAAUAGAAACGACGAUUAAUUGGGAAGAUCAAAAUUCAAAAGAAACAGCCAAAGUCAUCAUAUUCAUAGUUGAAACUUGAAAAUGGCGACCUCCGCUUCAGAGUCGUCUUCGGCAACGACGGAAUUUCGAAAUUGGCUUGAGAUACCUGACGAACUGAUGAGAAUUAUAUUUCGAAGAUUGGAAGCUGCAGAAAUACUCAACAGCGCAAUGAAAGUAUGUACAUCUUGGCAGAGGAUUUGCAAAGAUCCAGCGAUGUGGAAGGUGAUUGUUAUGCACAAAUCGUUUGAUAAUUGGGAUAAAAAUUACGAUCACAAUACCUUGAUUAAGCAGGCCGUCGAUCUCAGCUGUGGGGAAUUAAUCGAUAUCAGUAUCAAGGGGUUUUGCACCGAUGAUCUCCUUCAUCACAUAGUUCUAUGCUCAAGUAAGCUGAACCGUGUUUGCCUUUGGAACUGUUAUCAUAUGACGGGCAGUGGGUUGAGUCGGGCAGUCAAAGGGGCACCCCAAUUGGAGAACCUUCGACUUUUUAACACCCCAAUAAAUGCAAAAGACAUAGAAGCUAUUGGACGGAAUUGCCCUCAACUCAAGUCCUUCAUGAUGGCCAAACGGUUCACCAAUGGGUCCGGAGGGUUAUUCUUAAAAUGUGACGAUCAUGCCCUUGCUAUUGCAAAUAACAUGCCUGAGUUGCGCCAUUUAGUACUGAUUGAUGGCGAGAUGACAAAUGAUGGACUCGAGGCCAUUCUUAUUGGUUGCCCUCACCUUCUAUCCCUUGAUGUUACUAUGUCUCAAAUCCUUGUUCUUAAUGGGAAUUUAGGAAAACUUUGCAUGGAAAGGAUCAAAGAUUUUAAGCACCACUUAAUAUAAAAAUGCAGGUUUCAUUUGUUAAAACACCAAUAUACCUCUGUUAUAUGUAUGUAUAUGUGUGUGCCUACACGUGGUGUGAAUUACACAAAGGUCAUGUGUGCAAAAUAUAUGGGAUAAGAAAUUAUUUUUUGUA